UAGCCGACUUACUAAGACGGUGUCGAGCUGCUCCGAAGUCCGUUCUUGCACGCAAGCCGCCGCAUCCUCACAGAUCCUGAGAACGUUCUGCCACGAGUGGAGCUCCAUCUCCAUACUCAAAGACGGGAUCAACAAGUCGCCGAUAACACCGCGUCGCGAUUCCCGCUUAGUUCCAGAGGGAGGUUCUCCAGUCUCCAGUCUCAGGUCUCAGUUGCCAUGUGAAGUUCUCCACUAACACGAGACUGGACGAUGGAGGAUUUCGACGAGCCUAUGAGCCCGGUUUUGAUGGACAAAAAAUGGGUUUUUAACGAAGGAAAACGAGCCACAACGGCAAACGAUGAACAGAAGCAUAAUUUGCUUUUACAACCGACUGAGGCUCAAAAAGAAACUGGCCUUUUAUCAGAAGUAUUGGUAAUGCAGCGUAAGGCUUUAGAUUCCAAUCAGAGAUAUAAACAUUCAGAAGUGACCCCAGUUAAUAGUUCAUCAGCUAUUUGUAAAAUAAAAAAUAAAAAUCCCGAAUUGAACCCAAGUCCUGACAUGAAGGUACGAUCCCAAUUUUCAGAAGGGAAAACAGUUUUGAGCUUAGAUGAACAGACUCCAACAAGUUCUAGAAAUUCGUUUUCAAGAAAUAUAUCUUUAUUAGACCUUGAUGAUUCAGUAGAAAAAAAUUUCCUAUCUAAAUGUAGAGAUUUAACAAACAAUUUUCAAUCAGGAAGCCCUCACAUUCAGAAAUAUUCAGUCAAACAACUAGAAAAUGAUAAACACAGUAUUUUCAAACCGAGUAAUAAAUUUGAGUCUUCUAUUUUAAACAAUUCAAAUGAAGAAUAUUUUCUCACUUCUUCUGGAUAUAAACCAUCAAGUUCUGUUAAGCUGGACAGCCCUGUUGGUUUUUCACCAACAAAAAGAACCUUAGAAGUAAAUGUCUGUACAAAAUUUCAAGCCAAUGAGAAAACCGAAUCAAACACUGAAGAUAAUACGGUCUCGACCAAUGAUAAAAGACAUUUUCCUGACAUGAUAUUUGAAGAAGAUAACCAUUUACAAGAUAGUAACAGAGAAGAUGAAAAAGAAGAAAUCAUUAAUAAGAGUAGAAAUUUAUUUUUAUCAGAAGUGUACGAAAGUCCUGUAAAUUCUAGUCAGCUCGUCUACACAAAGAAGGAAUCGCCAGAAAAACAUAGUGAAAAAAAUGACCAAUACAUGAAAACUUCUGCAGAAGUUGAACAAAUUUCAAAUCCAGCAUUUCUGACUCUUGGAGGUACUGUUGUUAACAUGUCGCAGAACUGUACGAAAACAAUGUCUGAGGAUAUAAAUGAUGAAUCAGAUUUUAUAGACGUCGAAGGAGUCGAUUCUAGUGAUGAGCCAGAUGGCUAUCUCAAAGAACGUUUGAAGUUAGUCAAAGAGAUCAAUGCCGAUGAAGAUAACUAUCCAACCUGUUCCAGCGAUUUGAAUCCAGUUACCAGAAGGUUUUCUUCUGUUAAUGACAAAUCAUGUCGAAAUUCCACUUGUAAGGAUAAUUUAAAAAAUAACAGAGAUACCGCUUUGAAAGAUCAUUUCAUUGAUUUUAAUCUUGCAGCCUUUUCUCAAGCUGAUAUCUCAUUGGAAACUUAUUCAUCAGAGUCUGGUAAAGUGCUCAAUCCUUUGCAGGUAUGCAGGAAUACAUCAAGUAUGACAAGUGAUGAUUUCAGCGGCUCAGAUGUGUCCCAAGUUCCAUCAGAAUUCAUCGAAACUGAAAUCGUCAUGCCAGAGAGUGAAGGGUCUGAAGGGUACUCUAGGUUACCAGAUCUCACUCUUAUUGCCAGAGACAAAGAAAAUGAUGAAGGUGAAAUUACUAUUGUCGAGAGUAUGAUUUCUGAUGAUCCAGUCGACUCGUGGUCUUUAAAUCUUGAAGAUUCGUCUAAAACAGAAAUGGGCGCAUCAUCCACAACUGGUGGGAUUUUAAAGAAUCAAAACAAAGAAAUAAAUAAUUUUUCACAAUUUGCUAAAAACAAUAUGCAAUUUUGUGCAAGAGAGGAAAAUUCUGUUCAUUUUUCAAAGUGUAUAGAUAAACAAGACAGAUUAUCUUCAAAAUUUGUAGAACACAGCAAUGAUAUUCAAAUUGAAUCUUCAGAAGAAAGGUUUACAUUUUCCACAGCAGGAGGGAAAUCAGUAGAAAUCUCAGAGAGUCGUUUAGCUCGAGCAAGAAAACUGUUUGCUGAAGAUUUUGAUGACGGUAAAGAAAUAGACAGUAUAAGUACCUUGGAAACGGGCAAAUUUAAACAAAUUUCAGCAGAUAGUUCAGAUAAAAUGAAUCUGUUGUUUUCACAUCAAAUUCCAGAAGAACAGGUUAGCUUUUCUAAUGGGUCAGGGAUAAACGUAACAAUCUCUCAGAGAAGAGAUGAGGCAAGAGAUGAGAAGAGAAAAAAGAUAUAUGUGGAAGAUAAUGGCAAAAACAACCAAAUAAGUACUUCUUCUGAAAAUAAUGAAGUUUUGGAAAAAUCAUUUAAAAUAUCUGAGAAAAGUUCUCAAGAAAUAGAAGAUUUAAAUAAAAAGCAUUCAACUGUUGACAACAAUGGAUUAUCAACAAGAAUUCUGGCCAGUUCAGAAAUGGAUAAACCUGAAAAACUUCAAAUUUACAAAGAAGAAACUCUUGAUGCUACUUCAGAAAAAAAUGGGCUGAUAGGAGAAAAUAAAGUGUUUGCGCAAGAUUCAGACAAAGAAACAAAAAACAUAAUUCCUGGAAUUUAUUUUUCAACAGCAUUGGGAAAAGAAGUAAAAUCGGAAAGUAGUUUAGUUAAAGCUAAAAAUUUGUGUGAACUGGAUUUAGAGGAAAACUUCAAAUUAUUAGCAUCAGCAGAAAGUUCAGUGUUUUCAACAGCAUCUGGCAAAGAAAUAAAAUUGUCAGAAAAAAGCUUGGCUAAAGCCAAAAAGUUGUUUGAACAAGAUUUAGAUGAAAACCUAAAAUUAUCAAUCCCGCCAGAAAGUUCAGUAUUUUCAACAGCAACUGGCAAAGAAAUAAAAUUGUCAGAGAAAAGCUUGGCUAAAGCUAAAAAGUUGUUUGGACAAGAUUUAGAUGAAAAUCUAGAAACUUCCCAGUUAUUGACUGCAGGAAGUCCAUUAUGUUCGCCUCAAAAAGGACCUCUCUGUUCCAAAAAAUCUGAUGACAAUUGCGCAACAUCCACUACAGAAAUUUUAUAUUCAGUAGCUUCAACAAAAGAAGGGUAUUCAUUAAAAGGCAAUAACCAAACUCAAGAAACUUCAUCCAGUCUUGGAUUUUCUACAGCAUCUGGAAAACAAAUUUUCGUUUCUGAGAAAAGUUUGGUUAAAGCGAUGAAAUUAUUCACUGAAGAGAUGAAUGAUUGUUCAGCUUCUUCUGUAAUUAAAGAAUUACGUGGUUCAAUAAGGAAACCUUUCAGCGGCUUGGAAAAUAAAUCAACAUCAAUGGGAACAGCUCAUUUAGCAAUCAAUAACGUCGACAAAACUGGAUGUGAAAAAGUUGAACAAAAUGUUCAGAAAUGCGAAGCAGGUGAUAAAACUGUUGAAAACCCUGAUGUUGAUCUCGAGCCUGGUUUUUUUCAUGAAUUUUCUAAGCAUGUGUUCCCACAAGAAUCUUGUUUUUCCACUGGUUCUCAUACAAAAAAGUCCUGUGUUUAUAACAGUUUCUCUGCUCAGGAGAAAAGCAACAAAAUUUCUUAUAAAACGGCUGCUGAAAGGAAAGAGUAUUUACCAUCAGAUUCCAAAAUAAAAAAUACAGAGAAUGAAAAAAAUGUUGAGUUAGAUGCAGAUUUGGAUAAGGAAUUAUCUGAAUGUAACAUUAUAAAAUCCAACAAAAGAAAAUUGAUACACGAUGAAAAUACCCCUAUAAGUAACUCUAAUUUUAAUUAUAAAAGAUCUCUAGUUAGAAAUAAUAUAGAAAAGUUGCCUUCAAAAAUGAACAUUGCUAAAAGGUUUGAAAUUGGUACACCCGAAAGAACUAUCGGAAUUGAGAAAAAGGCUAAAAUAUCUGAAAAGGAGGUGAAAUUUUGUGAUGACAUUCCUGUUGGCCCGUUGAAAUAUGAGAAUAAAUUGCCAAGAUUGAUUAGUACUAACAGCAAUGACAAUAAUUCAACAGUGAAAGUAGAAACAGAAAUAGAGCUGUUAGGAGCGAAAAAGUGUCAGUUAACAUCAUCACAGAUGAGUGAAGUGUCCGAAUGCACUCUAGCUUUUAUGGAACUGGCAGACGAAUUUGGGGUCGAUAAUGCUGGCAAUACAACGAAUGACACAACUCUUGCCAAAAGGAAAUCAACAGAGCAGGAAACUUGGGAUAGCAAAAUAUGUAAAAAGUUAAAGUAUGAACAUGACAACCACGAUUCAGAAAUUGAGAAAAGAUUCAGGGCUUAUUCAGACGCCAAGAAAAGACAGGUUGAAACUAUUGAAAUGAAAAAGAAGUGUAAGGUGAAACCACAGACAGGCAGCCUCUUUCUUUCAAAGGAAAAACAAGAAAGAAAACAACUGAGUGACGCAUUAGGGGAAAAUAUUGCAAGAUUGUAUACCAGGGAAGAAUUACUCACAGUUGGAGUUAACAAUGAUAUUUUGGAUUUGACAUCACUAAAUGCCCACGAAUUUCGUUUCAAUGUUCAACGGUUCUGUGAAGGAGAAUAUGAAAUUCAAAUGGACGAUGGAAUUAUCUUGGUACCCGAUUUGAACAAUGAGAUGGGCUUAACUGAAAUAAAGGACUGUUUCUUAGCCAGCCCUGGUGUCGAUCCGUCCCUCGUUCCUGUAAAUUGGGUCGAAAACCAUUAUCGCUGGAUUGUCUGGAAGCUGUGCUCUUUUGAGCGCACGUUCCCUAAACAAUUUUCUGGCAGGUGCUUGAACGUGGAGAACGUCUUGCUCCAAUUAAAAUACAGAUACGACAAGGAAAUCGAUAAAGCACAGAGGCCUGCUUUAAGGAAAAUAUUGGAACGAGACGAACAACCUGGAAGGACUUUUAUCUGUUGUGUUGCUUCCAUCAAAAAGACAGAUUUUGACAAAGAAGGACAUAGAUUGGAACUGGAAAUCACAGACGGUUGGUAUUCAGUUUUUACACUUGUAGAUCCUGAAAUGGUUGAGCUUGUAAGAAGCAAUAAAGUAAAAAUUGGUACAAAAUUGAUUGUCCAUGGCGCAGAAUUAUUAAAUUGUGAUGACGGGUGUGAUCCAUUAAAUGUGCCGCAAGAAGUAAAAUUACAGAUCCAUACAAACUCAGUUCGAAGGGUGAGAUGGUACAGUAAAAUGGGAUUUUUCAGGAAUCCAGGUCCCAUCGUUGUCGGCCUGAAUUCCAUUUUGCCAAACGGCGGAUUGAUCGGUCUCACGACCGGCGUCGUCGCCAGAGUGUACCCGUUGCUUUUUAUGUCCAAAGACACCGAGGGAAAGACAGUCUUGAGAAAUGACCGAAUGCAAUCGAUCGAAGAGGCGAAACAGAAUGAACUGUGUGGGAAAAAAGUCGAAGCCAUUUAUGAAAACGUCUGGAAAGAGGUCGAGGAAAAAUACGUGCCGAAAAGUUUAGCAAAAGAGGUUAAUUUGAAAAAUAUAAAAAACAUCGAUGAUCCAAAGUCUCUUUACGCAAUUUACAAAAUGACCGCUGAUGAGUCAUUAUUCUCUCCCGAACAACUGACAACUGUAACAGCGCAUCAUGAAGAAGUUACCGCAAAAAUAAGAAGUGAAGUGGAUGAAUCUGUUAAAAAACAGUUGGGCGGAGAACAACAAAAUAUCAAAAGAAUGAAAAAGGUAAAAAUAGUAGAUUACUUCACUGGCUGCCCUUUUUGUCUGACUAUAUGGCAGCCGACAGAAGAAGUUCUUGCUUUGAUCGAUGAGUGCAAAACCUUAGAUUUAUACGGACUUUCUGCAUCUGGCGUAAGAGAUAAUAUGAUACAGCUCUCAACGACUAGGCAGACAAGAUUCGUCGAAAAUAACUGUUUGCAGAGUGUGUCCAAGUAUAAAAGAAAGAUAACAAAAUUGUCGGAAUUCGCAAGCGACAAUUUCUCUCCAUUAUUUGGCGAAGUGGAAGUCAUCGGAGUUGUGAUUUACGUGACAAAGCCAGACCAAACGCACGGUGUGACUAAAGUGUACUUGUCCGAUCUUGAAUCUAACUACCUCGCAAUCACCUUUUGGUCAUCGCUUUCAAAAUUCGGCUGGGAGGAGAUUUUAGAAGAAGGUUCACUCGUCGCAGGAAGCAAUUUGCAGUGGAGGAUCGGCUCCAGGUCAUCGACAAUACCCUGUGUUUAUGCCACGGAAAUGUCUCUUUUCUCGCAAAACCCCAAACAGCUUUAUUUCAAGCAGGAAAUAACUGAAUUCAAUCUCUUCUCGAUUGAGAAGAGUUUAACUGAAUUUGCGGAGGAUGAAAAAAUGAAAUUGUUGAAUAUUAUAAAGCACCCGGAAUCCACUCUGCAAAGUCCGUCGACUGUUCAUUUGAAUCUCUCGAAUUUGAAAAGUCCGAGCGCAUUGUGUCAGAAACGUGCGAGGUUAUCAAAUCAGUACGGUGGACAAGUGCUUCCACUUUCGCCAAUGGCAUUAGCAAACAAUCAUCCCAAUGUGAGAAAAGAAUUUAUUUCUCCGUUUAGGACAAAAAAAUAAUCUUUUGUUCUUGUUCAUAUAAGAAACUUUUGAGUUACCAUAAGAAGUUUGUUCUGUAUAUAACUAUUGUAAAUAAAAUUAUUUUUAUAACUAAUAAUAAAUUUGUUGCAAGAAUAGGCUUUUAUUUGUUCAGUUAUGUUUAAUGUGUAUUAUUACAUUCAAUGGUACAAGUCAGUAUAUUUAUUUUGUCUUUCACAUAAAAGACUAAAACUUUACUGCUUACAUUAUUGUUUUUAUUACCUUAAAAUUUGCAGGGCUUAAAGUUCAAAAUCUCAACUAGCUAAAACUGAAAUGUCACAAUUUGUUCUUUCAAAAUUCAAAUAAAAUUAUCUUU
Molecule: messenger RNA, 6895 nt
Organism: Cimex lectularius (bed bug)
Lineage: Eukaryota; Metazoa; Arthropoda; Insecta; Hemiptera; Cimicidae
Product: breast cancer type 2 susceptibility protein-like
Exons: 15
Coding region: 250-6561 (2103 amino acids)
Biological process (GO): regulation of DNA-templated transcription; double-strand break repair via homologous recombination
Cellular component (GO): nucleus
Source: RefSeq, a predicted model, not a curated record